Molecule: messenger RNA, 3502 nt
Organism: Frieseomelitta varia
Lineage: Eukaryota; Metazoa; Arthropoda; Insecta; Hymenoptera; Apidae
Gene: Ubc2
Product: ubiquitin-conjugating enzyme E2-24 kDa
Exons: 7
Coding region: 429-989 (186 amino acids)
Biological process (GO): protein polyubiquitination
Cellular component (GO): nucleus
Molecular function (GO): ubiquitin conjugating enzyme activity
Source: RefSeq, a predicted model, not a curated record
GACGUCCGCCGCGGCGGCGAUAGAGUCAACAUCCGGCGACGCAGAGAUGCGCACGUUUCGGCGCUCGCCGAGGGAAAAGGGACGCCGCGGUCGUGACUUCGGGACAUGAGAGCGACGAUGAAGAAGCCCGCCAGCCUGCACAGCAGCACCUGAGGAGCACGCUCGCUUCCAGCGUUACUUGUCCAACUGAGGAAUUUGGUCGGCUCGCUUCGGAUUUAUCGUGUAGGCCCCGGUCUUCAGGCCCCCGUAAAGCACAUCAUUCCGAAACGCGGCCGAGAGAGGCUAGCUUUUUCCACCAACGAGGUGAGAAGAGAACUAAUCGUCUAAUAAUUUUUGGUGAAGAUUGAUCAUUAAUAUCAAGAGUGUUUCUCCUUUGUGUAUCUUGUUCAAAGAGGUUCUCGACGUCCACAGUUAAGGGCAAGAGAGCCAUGUCAUCAGGUGCAGGUUCCAGUGGAACUGGCCGGGGGCGUGGUUCAUCACUGGCAGACAAUAAGCCAGAGAGCAAGGAAGCGAAGCCUAAUCCAAAGAUGUCGAAAGCUUUAGGAACUUCCGCCAAAAGGAUACAAAAAGAAUUGGCAGAAAUCACAUUAGAUCCACCACCAAAUUGCAGUGCAGGACCUAAGGGAGACAAUUUAUAUGAAUGGGUAUCAACAAUACUUGGACCUCCAGGUUCAGUUUAUGAGGGAGGAGUAUUUUUCUUAGACAUACACUUUUCUCCAGAGUAUCCAUUUAAACCUCCAAAGGUUACAUUCCGAACACGUAUCUAUCAUUGUAACAUCAAUAGUCAGGGUGUGAUUUGUUUAGAUAUUUUAAAGGACAAUUGGUCUCCUGCGUUAACCAUUUCAAAGGUUCUAUUGUCCAUCUGUUCUCUUUUAACAGACUGUAAUCCAGCGGAUCCCUUAGUAGGAAGUAUAGCAACACAGUAUCUACAAAAUAGAGAAGAGCAUGAUCGCAUAGCACGGCUUUGGACUAAACGUUAUGCUACAUGAAUGACAUUUUGAAGAAAAAAAAAAAAAAAACUGAUCUCCUUGUUCUUUCAAAGCGAACUUAAGGGAGCCCGUUUAACUAUAUUAAAAUUUUGAUUAUUCGGACAUUGAUCAAUUAUUUUUGAUAAAUUAAUGAGAAUAAUUACAAAUUUUUUCGAUUAAUCGAACGCAGGUUUAAAUUUUUUAAUGUAGUGGUAUUUUUCUUUAAAUUAUAUUUUAAUUAAAAUUAUUUGUCAUGGUUUAGAAUAUUGUUCCAUUAACCAUAUAUAUAUUUUUUCAUUGAUAAAUUUUGAUUAUUUUACAGAUUUAUUAUUUCACUAGUCAGCAUUAAGGAAAAUUACCUUACAUUAAUGAAAGCUACACAGUUAACAAAGAUGUUUGAUUACUCGAAGAAAUAUUACGAAUACUUGAUAAUUUCUUUUUGUUUAUGUUUGAAGUACAUUUCUUGAUAAAUAUAAAUAGUCAUUAUAAAUGAUCAUUCGAAUAAUCACAAUUCAGGUUCUCUGCACCUUCGAAAACUUAUCGUAUGUAUAUGUAUAUCUAUCGAAGGAUUGCUUUAAAUGAAAGACUCUUUAAGAUCGUCGAUACGAUCAUUGUGAUGUGCUUUUAUAUCGAGUAUGUAAAUGUGCCUAAGAUGAAUGAAUGUGCGUGCAUGUGCUACCUUGCUAACUCGUUUUCACCCCGCAGCUCUUGAAAUGUUUAUAUCUUCCAAAAUGUAUUCUUGUGAAUACUGAUGAUGCCAUUAAAGUAUACAUUUAGUCCUAACGUUUAAUCUUAAAUAAUUUUGCCAUUACAUGUAUUGAUCUUUAUGAAAAAUAUUUUUUUUAAUAAUAAAUUAUUUGUAUAAAAAGUACAUGCAUCAAUUCGACUCAAAGUUUUAUAAUAGUAUCACGAAUUUUUUUGAGCAAUAAAUUUUUACAUAACAAUACAUUUGACUGAUAUUAACAAUUCAUAUUAGUGUAGCAAAUUUAAUUCAAGAAAAUAUUUUAGUUUUUAUUGUAAAGUACAAAUCUGUACUUUCACACUAUCUUUCUUUUAAAGUAAAGAUUAUUGCACAAUGUCUUCCAAAAUUAGAAGUGACUUAUUUCUCAAGACAAAAUAACAGGUUGAAGUUGUGAAUUUAUAUAAUAUAUAUUUUCAUAAUUACAAUAAAAGUCUCUUAGGUUUUUGAAUUUUUUGAAAGGUGCGGCACAAGGGUGAAAAAGUGAAAGUGAGGGCUUCUAUGUUUUUUCCUUUUUCCUUCGUUUCUUUUGUUUAGUUGCUCGUUUUAAAAAUUGCGAUGAGAUAGUAUUUAAAGUGGUAUGUCCAUUGAGAGUAUCGAAUAAUAUUAAUAGGUUAGGCAAUAUUAUGAACAAUACAAAUAAUCUGACUUGUAAGUAAUUAGGAUGAUAGUUAUCGUAAGGGUCCCUUUAAGAUUUCGAAUUGUUCACAUAAUUGAUUGCCGAAUUUAUUUUUAUUUGAUCAUAUUUCAUUCCAUCAAGAUAAGAAAAAGGAACGUAUAUUAGGUAGAAAUUUUUUAUAUAAAUUUUAAUCCAUUUAUUCGGUAACAAUAACGCCUAUGAAAAACUAAAUUUUGAUAAUACUGUUGUAAAUUUAAUAUAUAUCAACGCGCCUUUCAAGAUGGUUUUAAUCGGGCCCAUAAAAAUUUAAAUCGCUGUAAGUGUAAAUAAACACAAUUUUCUCUAUGUUAACGAUAUAAAAAUUCAUAGUCCGUGGAUCCCAUGAAAUCUGUAUUGAUUGAUUAACAAAUAAUUCAAGAAAUUGUUGAAUAAUUUUAUUUUAUAAAAUAUUUAAAGAUAAAUGAAUGAAUUUUGAAUUUGAUAUGAUCAAUUCGUAUAAUUCAUAUAACAAUAAUCAAUUAUUUAACAAAAUCAAAAAUAUAUUAAUUUUGUUAAAAGAUACAUUGACAUACAAGUUGUAUAUCUAUUAAUAUUGCAAAUUGACAACAGUCUCAAAAGUUUAAAUAAUUUACUGUCUUAAUUAUUUCAUUUUGUUGCUUGUACAGUUUAUGUAGAGAAAUUUUGUUUUUUAUUUGAUUGAAAUUACUGUCGUUGAGAUUCUUGUAAAUAUAUUCUGUGAAAUUCUUGAUAAAAUGAUAUAGAUCUUCUGGACCCCUGAAAUUGUAUAUAGGUCGUACGUAGAAAUUUGCUCUUUUGUAAUUAAAUGUGAAAAAAAGUAAAAACAUUUUUAACGAAGCGUGUUUUAUCAUACAAAUUAUGUAAAGGAAAUUGUUUAAACGAUUCUUUGAGUCAUUUAAAAAAUCACAAAGGGAAGAGGUUUCAAUAAUUUCCAAGUAUUCUAACUUUUUGUAAUCCAUACAAAAUAAUGUGAUAAAAAGAAUCGUUUAAACGGAUUCCUAUUUUAUUUUCUCCUGUGAAUUUCUUUUAUUUUCUUUUCAACAAAUAGUUGUAAGACGCUACAAGAGAGCAUCCUAUAUGAUUAAUAAAUGUUAGUCAGUUAAUCUUAUAUAAGUGAAUAUAGAACAAAAUAAAAGAAGAAAAUCUGGUCGUAUAGAA